Messenger RNA from Heterobilharzia americana, 2734 nucleotides. Lineage: Eukaryota; Metazoa; Platyhelminthes; Trematoda; Strigeidida; Schistosomatidae. The record is from the annotation of a GenBank genome assembly.
UCGGUAGGAAAAGCGAAUGAAUCUUCUGAAUUGUUGGACGACUAUAUGAGAUGUUAUUUGCAUGGUAUUACUGUUUUAUGUGACCUCCUGUAUGAAUCGCGAACGAAAAGUGCCGUCGAUCUUUUGCGUAGCUAUAUUAACCCUGCUAUAGCUCUAGCCCAACGUUUAAGUGUAAACCUGAAUGCCAGUGCUUAUGCGACUUUGGCUAAAUAUUGUGAUGCACAGUUUACUGCCUUAGAUGCUUAUUUAACUUCAUCUGAGUUUGCAGCAAGACGGAAUUUCUUGAAACAGGCUCAAAAGAACGUUGUUGAUUUGUCAAAUUUAGGUGAACAGAGUCGAUUAUUACGAUUACUCCAACGUCAAUCAGCUCUCGAAGAUAUUGAGUUAACUGCACUGAAAAAAGAUGCUGAUCAUUUCUUAGAAGCAGCAGUUGAUGCAUAUGCUAAAUCCUUACCUUUAUCGGAUGACCAUGAUUUGACGAUCUUCCGUCUUAUAUCUCUAUGGCUUUCCGCAAACAGUUCACCGUAUCCAGAGAGAAGAGAGAAUGUCAAUAAAGUUCUGUCGGAACAAUUAACGAAAAUUGAAGCGCACAAAUUUCUCCCGCUGGUUCCUCAGUUAGUUGCCCGGUUGUCAACUAAUAGUGAAGGUGAAUCAUCCUUCCAAACUAUCUUGACAAAACUAAUCAUACGAAUAGUCGAUAUGCAUCCGCACCACUCUGCAUUUGCUAUACUGUUUCUUAUCAAUGCCGAAUUGGAUUAUUUCUACAGUCAGACACCAAAAAGUUCUGGUCGCCAGCUUCCCAACCCUACGAAUUCAUCCAAAGUAUAUAAACAGCAAAUUAAUGAGGCAUCUGUGGGGUCAAGUUGCCGCAAAACGGCUGCUCUAAAAGUCUUUGACCAGUUAUGUCGUGGUCGACGUGGAGAACUUUUAAGGCAAAUGCAACGUUUAGCUCAAGCUUACAUAGAUUUGGCAAAUACGAAGGUUGACAAAUACAAAACAAAUGCAGAUAGCAUUCCACUUCCGACUGGAUGCGAACUGUAUCGUUUAAUAUCGCUGGGUUCGCAUAGUUCUCAUCGUGCUGGGGAUUUUCAACUUGGACUUGUUACCGUGCCAACUUGUAAUGUUCCUAUAGACCGUUCUGGGCACUAUCCAGAUUCAAAAGCCACUCGUAUUGCUGGUUUUUCUCCAAAAUUUCGCCUUGUUGGCGGAAUUAAUAGUCCUAUACUCAUCAGCUGUUUGGGUACUGAUGGGAAAAUCUAUCGACAGUUGGUCAAAGGUAAUGAUGAUCCAAGACAGGAUGCGGUCAUGCAACAGGUAUUUACCGCUGCUAACCUUUUGUUAGGGCAGUAUGAGAAAAUCAGUUCCGGUGCGUCGCUGCAGUGCUCGACUUCCCUCAUCAAUGUACCCAAAUAUCGCGGUAACUGGUUGUAUGUGAAUAAUGGGCUUUGUAUACGCACAUAUAAAGUUGUACCGGUGUCUCAACGCUGUGGUGUCAUCGAAUGGUGCGAAGGUACAGUACCAUUGGGUGAAUGGUUGGCCAAUGAGCGUUCUGGUGCUCAUCAACGUUACAGACCACGUGAUAUGUUUCCAAAUCAAGCCAAACAACGUUUAGCAGCAGUUAGAGACAAGGGGAUUGAUGUUAAAUUAGCAGUAUAUAGUGAGAUAUGCGAAAAAACAAAGCCGGUACUUGCCUAUUUCUUUUUGGAGCAAUUUUCUAAUCCAGCGGAUUGGUGCAAAGCUCGAUUGGCUUAUACUCGGUCACUAGCUGUAACUAGUGUAGUAGGAUACCUUGUUGGGUUAGGUGAUAGACAUCCGCAUAAUAUAUUAUUGCACAAGUCUUCUGGUGAACUCGUUCACAUUGAUUUUGGUGUAGCUUUUGAUCAAGGUCGUCUUCUGCCAACCCCCGAAACAGUUCCCUUUCGCCUAACACGUGACCUUGUCCACGCCUUAGGUCCUUUAGGUUUGCAGACAGGAUUUAUCCCAGCUGCCGAAGCCGUGCUGAGAAAACUUCGGGAAGGAUCUAAUGUUAUUCUGACCCUUUUGCAGGUUUUGCUGUAUGACCCCUUGUAUUCUUGGUCAUUAACCCCUGCCCAGUUAUGCGCAUUAGAAGCCAAACGUGCUGAAAUUAAUGCAACACUAGACAAGUCGAAAUCACAUUUUCCAGUGAAUGAUCAAUGCACUAACAUAUCCAGAUCUAUGAAUAAAGAAAAUAUUGGGAUGAAUGUACCAUCAGCUGCAAACAGUAGCCAUUGUCAGCAAGAUGACUCUGAGACGAGAGAAAAAGAGCAAGUUAAUCAACUUGCUGAACGUGUUCUCCUCGAUGUGAGAAGUAAACUUCAAGGUCUUGUCAGUGGGAACUUAGUUACUAAUUCAUCGAAUGAAGUUCCAAAUACUUGUAGUAAUGCCGGCGGCGGACUUGAUCAACUCGAUGUUUCUGGACAUAUUGGUUUACUAGUACAUGCAGCCACAGAUCCUUCGAAUUUGUCAAGAAUGUAUUUUGGUUGGCAAGCUUAUCUAUGAAUUAAAAUAACUUGCAUUCAGUUUUUUAGGUUGUACUUAGUUACUUUGUUUUCAUCUAUGCUACCAUUGAAACCAUGUAAUCAUUGGCUAUAUGUUUUCUUGGUGAUAAGAAGUUCAGUUUAUAUUUUUCUAAAUGUACUUGUAAAUUUCAGAUGUUGAGAACUUAUUACCUCAAUUAAAGACUGUAAAUAAUAUAUCAUGAAUUUUUUCGUCA